UAUCCUUCCGCAUGGCUGGAGCCCAGGGGAACGCCUCUAAAGGGGGAGAGAAAGAAGAGAAGGGAAGGAAGGGGAGGAAGAAAGAAAGAAAGAAAGAAAGACAGCCGGCGGAGAGGAGGAGGAGAACCCUGCGCGGUUUUUGCGCGACGAGUUGGAGAGGCGGUCCCAGCGUGCCUUGAUCCCUUCGCCUUUUUUCUGUCACAACAAAGCCUCCUUUUCCUUGCCUCACUCCUCCGACUCUAUUCCCCGUGGAACGAUAGCCACGUUCAGUUUUGCCUCCUGUUAUUGUUGUUGCCGCAGGCAGAGAGGAAUGUUUGCCUUUUGAGAAGAAGGAGAAGCCAAGGAGGUCUUUUUUUUUGUCCAAAGGGGAAACUAAAUAAAGGGGCUUCCGGAGAGAUCCUUUCUCGACCCCCACCCGCCUUCCCCGCCCCCCGAAAGCCAUGACAUGGCUUGACCCGAAGAGCGCUCCAAGCUGCGCCGAAGGGGAUCCUCGGAUUGCCUUGGAGGACUGCAACAGGGUUGCUGUGGAUGCUGGCUUUGCACAGGACCUGGAGAAUAACCUGCUACGUUUUCAUGGCUGCCACCGGCGGCUGAUCAUCUGGGGGUUUUGCAGCUCCUGACUGUUGACGGGAAACCUUUCUGGAUGUUUUUCUGUGACUUCGUGUGAAUGUGUUAGGGAAGAAAAAUGCCUCUGCCUUUUGGGCUAAAACUGAAACGAACUCGACGCUACACAGUGUCUAGCAAGAGCUGCUUGGUGGCCCGUAUCCAGCUGCUUAACAAUGAGUUUGUGGAGUUCACACUAUCGGUGGAGAGCACAGGACAGGAAAGCCUGGAAGCUGUCGCACAGAGGCUUGAGCUUCGAGAGAUCACCUAUUUUAGCCUUUGGUAUUUCAACAAGCAGAACCUGCGCCGGUGGAUAGAUCUUGAUAAACCACUGAAAAAACAACUGGAUAAAUAUGCAUUAGAGCCAACUGUAUUCUUUGGGGUGGUUUUUUAUGUGCCUUCUGUCUCCCAGCUUCAGCAGGAGAUUACCAGAUACCAGUAUUAUCUUCAAUUGAAGAAAGAUAUCUUAGAAGGAAACAUUCCUUGCACAUUUGAGCAAGCAAUUCAUCUGGCUGGCUUAGCUGUUCAAGCUGAUUUUGGAGAUUAUGACCAGUAUGAAUCUCAGGAGUUUUUGCAGAGAUUUGCCUUAUUCCCUGUGGGUUGGUUACAAGAUGAGAAGAUCCUGGAAGAAGCAACCCAGAAAGUGGCCUUACUCCAUCAGAAGUACAGGGGGCUCCUGCCACCUGAUGCAGAGAUGUUAUAUAUGCAAGAAGUUGAGAGAAUGGAUGGUUAUGGGGAAGAGAGCUAUCCCGCCAAGGAUAGCCAAGGAAGUGAUAUUUUCAUUGGAGCCUGCCUUGAUGGAAUCUUUGUGAAGCACAAAAACGGCCGGCCUCCUGUCAUUUUUAGGUGGCAUGACAUUGCUAAUAUGUCCCACAACAAGUCCUUUUUUGCACUAGAGCUGGCAAAUAAAGAAGAGACUAUCCAGUUCCAAACUGAAGACAUGGAGACGGCAAAAUAUGUAUGGAGAAUGUGUGUGGCCAGGCACAAAUUUUAUAGACUAAAUAAAUGUAGCCUAGAUUCCCCCGAUUCUCCGCCUGAGGAAGGCUCUCAGAAAUCUUUCCUCAUUCUUUCCUUUCCACGCUUUCCAAUCCUUUCUCGUCCUUCUCUACCCAAAGGACAAGCUCAUACAGUGACAGUCAAUCCAGUUAGGAGGCGAUCAUCAUCAAGGCUGUCUCUGCAGCCCAAACCACAACCUUAUAUGAUGACGCCAGCCCCACCGCAGUUACACUACAAUGGACACUUCGCAGAGCCAUAUACAUCUUCACAAGAUAAUCUCUAUGGGAAUAAUCAGAAUGGCUAUUAUUGCCACUCUCAAACCAGCCUGGAUAGAGCACCGCAUGAUUAUAAUGGCAGAAUUCGCAACGGCAGCGUCUACAGCGCUCACAGUACAAACUCCCUGAAUAACCCACAGCACUAUAUGCAGCCAUCACCCAUGUCCUCCAAUCCAAGCAUUACUGGCAGUGAUGUCCUCAGAUCUGAUUAUGUCCCGUCGCAUCGGCACAGUGCCCUUAUACCACCUUCUUAUCGGCCUACCCCAGAUUAUGAGACUGUCAUGAAGCAGCUUAACCGGGGAAUGAUACAUUCAGACAAGCAGAGUCAUUCCAUGAGAAACCUCAACAUUGGCAAUUCAUAUGCCUACAGUAGGCCCGAUGCGAUGGUGUACAGUCAGCCUGAAAUCCGAGAGCAUGCUAAUUUCACUUCACCUCAUUCUGGGCACUACCCAUUUAAUCUAAAUUACAGUUUCCAUAGCCAAUCCCCUUACCCCUAUCCUGCUGAACGGCGUUUGGUGGUCGGAGCUGUCAGUGUUCCUGAAUUGACCAAUGUUCAGUUACAGGCUCAAGAUUAUCCUGCACCAAACAUCAUGAAGACGCAAGUAUAUCGCCCUCCUCCUCCUUAUCCCUAUCCUAGACCGGCCAACAGCACCCCAGACCUCUCCCGACACCUCUAUAUUAGCAGCAGCAAUCCUGACCUCAUCACCCGACGAGUUCAUCACUCAGUCCAGACAUUUCAGGAAGACAGUUUACCGGUUGCACAUUCCCUCCAGGAAGUGAGUGAGCCUUUGACAUCAGCUCGGCAUGCUCAGUUGCAGAAGAGGAACAGUAUUGAAAUUGCUGGUCUGGCUCACAGCUUUGAGGCCAUGAGGAUGAAAGAGAGGACUAUGUCAGCCUCAGCUGCAGAUGUAGCCCUGACAAGGGUGGUCCCUGCUGGAUCCCAGCCCACUGUUUUUCUGGAAAGAACAAAGCAAGAGGAAAAUGAGGAACAAGAAGAAAAUGUGAAUUAUGGGCAUAAGAAGUCUCUUUCAGAUGCCACCAUGCUGAUUCAUAGCAGCGAGGAAGAGGAGGACUUUGAAGAAGACAGCAAGACAAACUCAGCACUCUCUCCAUUCAUUGAUGGGAAAUCCCAGCUUCCUUCUGUCAUGGGUUGUUACCCUCCUGAAUCCUUAUUGAACUAUCCUUACAGUUCCAUUGCUCCCUCUCCUGGUCCUUUACAUAUCCAUGAACCUAAGUUGCAUAUUACAGAAACCGAGAAGAGGGUAAAAGAUGUGAGCCCCACCCACAUCAUGGCUGACACUCAAGUCCAGAGGAGAGGUGAUGGGAUGUUGACCCCAUCUGUAUCUGAAUCUGAUCUAACAAUGUGUGCAAGGUACAGAGUGCGGAAGGAUUCUGUAAAGAAGAGGCCUGUAUCUGAACUACUUUCGGGGAAGAAGAAUGUAGUAGAAGGUUUACCUCCUUUAGGGGUCAUGAAAAAGAACAGAGCUGAAGCAAAAAAAAUUGGACCUUUGAAGUUAGCUGCUCUCAAUGGACUGACAUUAUCUCGACUGCCACUGCCAGAUGAGGGAAGGGAGGAACCCACCAGAGCUACAAAUGAUGAGCGGUGCAAAUGUCUGGAACAACGGUUAGAACAAGGAAUGGUGUUUACAGAGUAUGAGCGUAUCCAAAAGAAAAGGCUUAUGGAUGGCGACUGUUCCAUAGCCCGUCUUCCAGAAAAUGCAGAACGGAACAGAUUCCAAGAUGUACUUCCGUAUGAUGACACCAGAGUAGAGCUGGUUCCUACGAAAGAAAACAAUACAGGCUAUAUUAAUGCUUCCCAUAUUAAGGUCUGUGUUGGGGGUAUGGAGUGGGACUACAUUGCUACCCAAGGCCCUUUGCAGAAUACGUGCCAAGAUUUCUGGCAGAUGGUGUGGGAGCAAGGGAUUGCCAUUAUAACCAUGGUGACAGCAGAAGAGGAGGGUGGCCGAGAGAAAAGUUUCCGAUACUGGCCACGGCUUGGCUCAAGGCACAAUACAGUGACAUAUGGGAGAUUUAAGAUUACCACCCGAUUCCGAACAGACUCCGGUUGUUAUGCAACAACAGGUUUGAAGAUCAAGCAUCUCCUCACAGGGCAAGAGAGAACGGUUUGGCACCUCCAGUACACUGACUGGCCAGAGCAUGGCUGCCCAGAAAACAUAAAAGGAUUUCUAUCAUACCUGGAGGAGAUACAGUCAGUGCGGCGCCAUACAAAUAGCACCGCAGAUCCGACACUUCCAAAUCCCCCUUUGCUAGUGCAUUGCAGUGCCGGUGUGGGAAGAACUGGAGUGGUCAUCUUGUCAGAGGUCAUGAUUGCCUGUUUGGAACACAAUGAGCCUCUAGACAUCCCCAGAAUGCUGGAUAUGCUGAGACAGCAAAGGAUGCUGAUGGUGCAGACCUUAUGCCAGUACACAUUUGUCUAUGGAGUUCUUAUUCAGUUCCUGAAGAGUUCAAGGCUUAUAUAAACCUUCCUCACUCUACUUCCAAGGUUCAUUCUUUGCAAGUUUACAAAAAAAUAGAAAUCUGCCUUCCGUGGGGGCAACCUUCUUGGCAUGGGUUGAAGAUGCUGAAUACCAGUCAUCGCUGUUGGGCCUUACAAAAGAAGACUUUGAGUGGAUGGGCUUCUUUGUUCACAAUGCAUUGGCAGCUGGAAGAAGAAAGGAAAGAGUGUGGCUUCUGAAAUAUAUACAGUAUAUGUACUGCUAUGCCGUGUUUUCCAUGUGCUUUAUAGUGUUACAGUAAGAAAACCUACCUUACCAAAAGAACAUUGCCCAAUACUGGAAAUAAUUGACAUUCGAAUCUUAUAAAAACCCAUUUGGAGAGGAAAGAGAGGGAAAAUGCUGAUGCUUUACCAAUGUAUACUUGUAGAUACAUUAUAUGGGAAAGGUGUUUGCUCUGCACAUAUCAAGAUCACAAGUGGCAAUCACCUUUUUCCAAAUUUUGUAUUUGAAUCAGUACUAAUAUAUAUACAUAUAAAAUGCUUGUGAAUUGUACAGAUUUCAUAUUGGAAACAAUAUCACCAAGAAGCCGUUAAAGCUAUUUAAGGCAGUUAGUUUUGCAUUUAAACUAUGAACAGCACAGUAUUUCAGCAUUAUAUAUAUAUAUAUGAAUGAGAAAGGGGUUAAGGUUUUUGAUUUAAGUUUUGUACAGAAAAGGGGGAAAGAAUGGCAAGAUAUCUCGUAUUAUUUGCAGCAUGAUGAACUAAGGAAGGAAAUGUAUUCAAAGACAUAUAUUUGGCAAUACAUUUGAGGGUAAUGUCGUGGUAAUAAAGUAAGUCAGAAAAAGCCGGGAUAAAUAGUUAUAGCAGGCACUUCUUUUAUCCCCAAAGAGAAGAUAUGAAAGGAGUAUGUUGUUGCCUACAUUUUUAGGCCAAAAGGACAGGUGGGGAAAGUAUUACAUGAAGUUAAGUUGUUCGCCAUGAGUUCUAAAAGAGACCAAAAUGAAAUGUACCCUCAGUGUAUUCAUUUAUUCACAAGACAGUUUUCUACUACUGGUUGAAAUCAAAGUGGAUACAAAUGGUAUUUAAGCACUUUCUUGCCUUUUAUUUAUCUAGGGAAUUAUUCUGAUUGUAUCAAUAUGUUUAAUUGAUUAGCCUACCAGCACUCAUUUUAAAAAAGAAGACUUCAGAGGAGCUUUUUACAAUGAUGUGAGUGAGUGGUCACUUGGUUUUGAAGAUUGGUAAUUGAGAAAUUGUAUGUGAGCCGGGAGAGUGCAAGUGUGGUUAUUGGUUUGCCUGUUUUUAGUGGAGAAGCUGCGGUAUUAUAUAUAUAUCUCCUAAUGAAGAAAAUCAUGAAGUGUCAUAUUGUCAUAUAUUUUUACCCUUCCCUUCCUGGAUGAUAUCCCCAAGAACAGACUCUUCCAUAGAGAUGAGUUGAGGUGAGAUUACAAGGAGCUAUAGAUUUUGGGAAGUCUAACCCCCUUCCUUAGGUUUACUGGAAGGUUCAGCCAUGAUAAAUGUUAUGAUUGGGUGGCAAAAGCCUAUGGAGGGCAUACUCAUCAAUGGCAAAAAGAUUUUCCAUAAUGACUAGCAUGAUAUCGAAAAGUUGUAGAAAGCUAGCAGUUUCUAUUUGUACACAAUACAAAUACCUUAUGGUGGUUGUGAAUAUCGCUAGGUUAGAAAAAUUGCUUCACAGUGCCUCUCAUUAGGUUAUUGGGAUUAUUGUACACUGUUUAGCCAAUCACCAAGUAGAUCUGUUUUUGAGGAUCCAGGUAAAGCUUUGUUUUCGACAUUGGCCAGGAUCGUUCACAGCAAAGUGAUAUUAAAUUUCUGCCAUUGUGGUUGUGUUGAGCUGGCUUCAGAUUGAUGGCCAGAAGAUUCAGACUAUUUUUGAUGUUGGUGAGGCUACUUAAAUAUUGGACAGACUCGCUUCAUUUCUGUUAGUAACCCGUCUGGGUCAACCAGUUUUCCAGUUUUCAAAUCAACCAGUCGAUUUAUUAAUUUCUGUAACAGAUUCAGUUAAGUUAUGGCAUUUUGCCUAAAUUCCUUAAAUCAGCUAGUCCAUUCAUACACUCUGAAAAUGCUACAUUUUGACAGAGCUUUCUGGGAAGCUUGAAGGUAACACGGAAAGGUUUGAAACUCUUGUGCAGGCUCCUAUGGUUAUCAAAAUAUGGUAUGGUAUUCCUAGGAGUACAUUAAAAGCUACCAAUAAUGCAGGCCUGCACAACCUGUGGUCCUCCAGGUGUUUGGGACUCCAACUCCCAGAAGUCAUAUCCAGCUUGUCCAGUGGUCAGGAAUUCUGGGAACUGAAGUCUAAAACACCUUGGAGGCCUACAGGUUGUUCUCUCAUGAUUUGGAGAAUGUUGUUUUCAAUUUUAAACCCUAGCUGGCAUCCUAUUAGUGGUAUAGUCACAUGUUAGUUCCUCUUACACAUGGGGCGCUUUGAAGGUUGCUCCAUCUGCUGCACUUUCCCAGACCUACUGUCCAGCCUCUGAAGGCCCUUAUGUGGCCUCCUUGCAGUGUAGAUUGAGGCUUUGUCUCAUGGGGUCCAGUCAGGAUCCUAGAGCACCGGCUUUGUCUCUAUAGCUAGACAUUUUCCAAUUCUUCUCAUUCCUCAUGAGCCACAGAAAGGCCAUGUAAGGUAUGUUGGGAAUAGAGAAAUAUGGCGCAUCCUAGUGUAGAUCUGCAUGCAGAACUAUUCUGAGCCAUAGAGGAUUGUGGGUCCUACCUUUUGGUUGUAUCAGGCAGCCAUUAUAUAGAGAUUUCAUUACUGAAACUUGUUUUUGUGUAAUGUUUUGUGGGGCUCCUACUCAUAAUCAAACUGGCCUGCUCAGCACAGGGAAGAAAGGGAUGAUGACAACGUUGCAUUAAACACUAAUCUGUCCCUGAACUGUCUUACCGGGGGGGAGGGGGGGGACAGCAGACACUCAGACAAAACACAUCAUGGGUUCCUAAUUCUGCCUGCUGUUUACACAACAGGGUGCCUUUUAAAAGAGGGGCUUACUGGGGUGCAAAGGAAAGGAACACAUUGUGGAUUCUUCCCCUCCACCUGCGGGAACAUAAUUUGCUGAGCUCAGUUAGCCCUUUUUGUGGAAGUCAUCACCCUGACCUUGGCUUGUACUAUACUAUACUUGUACUACCCACAGUUUUAGUGCCUUUUCAGGCAUUGCAACUAAAGUGAUCAAUUGUGUGUGUGUGUUUGCAUGUGCUUGCUACUGUUCAAAAGCUAAUUUCCAAACCAGACAUAUAAGCUAUAAGGUGAGGAUCUUGGGAACCCUACUACAUCAGCUCAAUGCACAGGAAGAGGUCAGAAACCUUAGUAGCACAUUCUUGUGCUGUCCAGUUUAGACACCUAGAGAAUUAAAAGUGUGCUCCUUACUUAGGUAGCGGUGUGGUAUUUUUUUGCUCCUCACCUUCCUAACAGGAGUAGCCUGGGUUUGAGGGUAAGUUGCUUUUCCAAACCACAAGAAUGCUUUGUGAUACCAACAUGGGCAAUGCUACAAGGGAAAAAAGAAGCCUUUAUCAAGUAUGUGCCAGAUGUUUUAGGGGCCUAAGGGAGUUCUGGGUCGUGACUGUUGUCACUACAAUGUAAUAGGAACCAGUUUCUUUGGCUUUCCUUUGCAUCUGUAUGUUGAUGUGCAUUUUGAGGGAUGCUCAAGCUCUUAAGUGGAAUGUAUUGGGUCUUUAACAAGAGCAGUAGAUCCUCGUGCAGCGGAUGGAGAAAGAGCUGGAGUCCUCAGAUCUAGCAUCAUACUUUUCUGAACCCUCUUGGCUACACUUAGGGGCAGGCUACACUUGUAAUGCAGUUCAAACCAAUAUUGAAGAAAGUGGUUUCAUUGUGCAGAUGAUUACACAGGGAAUCCUGGAACCAGUUUGAGGCAUGAAUGAUGAUUACACAAACCACAGAGCACUGAUGCUCAUUAAGUGCUUUCUUUUGCAUGCUUUUGUGGGAAUUUGUUGCCUGGCAGCCAGUUAGAAGCUAGCUUUGAACUGCAUUAAUUGGUAAGUGUAGGUGGGGCCUCAGUAUAAGGUAGCUGUAUCAGUUCCUUUUUCUGUACAGAUUAUCUUGAAUUGUAUUUUUAGGGUAUAAUUUGCUUGGUUCAAUUCUCUUAGAGUGCCAUUUCCUGUUUCACCAAACUAGUCAAUUAACUUAGAAAGUAGUUUGGAGUUUUGUUUUGUUGCUCAAAUCUGCGUACCUAUUAUGUUGCCUUGUGGAAUGAAAGAUGUACCACAGUACUCCCACCUCCAAAAAAAGUCCCGGGUUGCUAAAAGAACAUGGCAUAUAAAUUAAUGAAGGAGGCUACUAGAUAAAAGGAGUAUGUGAUCUAUGUCUUCAGCUAUCUUGGGUGCAUUGAAGCAUCUUGAAGUGGAGAAAAAAAGAUGUGCAUAUGCAAAAACUAAUUGGCUCUUUUCCUUCAGGUGAUUUAGUUGUAUUACGACCUCUUCACAUGACCCUUUCAGGCUGUGCCAUUGUACCACUAAAGGAAAGGUGCAUGGGGCGGCUCAUGGUGCCCCACACACCUCCCCUCCUCCCCUCAUCACAUAGUGGGAAUGGAACAGGGUGUUUUGGCACCCUUUCUCUCCCCCAUAUGAUGGCAGAAAGGGCAGCAACAUGUGGCAAUGUGCAUUGUCCUGCCGCUCUUUCUGCUAUCACAUUACAAAAAGGGGAGGAAAGUGGCGGAGGAAGUGCCAAAGCACUUUGUGUGAUGGCGCGUGGCAGGCCCUGUCCAAACUGCACAUAAAAGCAGCAAAACGGGGCAAAAAUGCUUCAUGUGAAGAGGUCCUUAGAUUAUCCCAGGACUUGGAAGUAGUUUGAAAACAACUUUAAAAAGUACUUCUGGAACACACUGGGUUGCUGUGAGUUUUCCAGUUUGUUUACUCACAGCAACCCAGUAGUUCCCUGCCAUGAAAGCCUUCAACAACUUCUGGAACAGUUGGAGAAAAAAGAGCCAGUUUAUUUAGCUCAUUUUCUUACUAAAUGACACAUUUGCAGCACUAUCCCCCUUUCCUGAAUUGUUUCUGGAACUGAAAUUUAUUUCAAGACUUAGGGCAAUGUCUGGAUUCCUUUGCUACUAAGCAUGAGAAUUACUUCCCAGUAUUCAGAAUUUUGGAGAGCUUACAUAGAUUAGAUAAAAACUAAAGCUUCAAUCUUAUUGGUAGUCCUUGCUAGAGCCAGAGAAUCAACUUGAUUCACCUUUGUGGUGAAUCCGACAGUGGACUGAACAGAUGCGUUCUAAUUGGAAGAAAUCAGGAUUUCAUCCAAAAAAUCUUGGCACCAUUAAGGACUGUUAAAUGUAUUAUUGCAUUAUAGCAUACUUAUUAUAUAGGAUAUUAGUAUAAGGGUCUUACUGAUAAAUCUUGUAUGACCUUUAUGUAUUUUGUAGCACAUAACUGUAGUGAUACAGAGUGGAUUUCAAACAGACCUCAUCCUCAAACCUCACUUACUGAUAAGCAGCUGCUGGGAUUGAUGGGGAUCUCUUCCCCUGUAAUUCAGGAAGUAGUGCCUAACAUUUCUUACUCUUCUUGCAAGUGAUUUCUGGCAAGCCAAGAAGAAGAAUGACCUGUCGCAGAUCCCACCCAUGCUGGAAAUUGCUUACAAAAGGGGAAGAGAGCAGAAAAUAGCAGGCAGCCACUUCUCAAUCAACAGGGAGAUAGACCUCUGUUGAUCCCAGCAGCUGUUUACCAGUAAAUGGGAUUCAGGAGUUUUCAUAAUCCCUGCAUAGCUCCUAAAUUUGGGAAUACACAGAGAAUCAUAAAUACAUAGCAGUUACAAAUGCAUAAUUAUAGGUUACAUAUUCAUAAAUCCCCAAGAGUAGUCUGCCAUAGGACUCUGUCGCUUCUGCUGCAAGUGGCUUGCAUGGCUACCCUUUUGGAAAUGGUUAAGACAAAUGAUAAUGAUGAUGGUGGCUGUUUCUUCCUACACCAGUAAUAUCUGUGUAAGGGUUUGGUAUCAUUAUUUUGGGUUAGAAACAUGUUGUACAGAUGGCCACACCAUACUAAAGAGGUAGGACAGGACUGCAAUGUAUCUGGCAUUGAAAACUUUCAGCUGAGGCUGGGGGGGGGGGGGGGGGGAUUGAUCCUACAAAAUAUCAAGAGAUUCAGAUAAUUCAAAAUCCCAUUGGCCUUAAUCAGAUGUUCAGCAGCUUUUAGAAUUUACUCUAUGCAAGUGUAGCUGGAUCUGGCACUUAAUUUCUCCUUUGUCUUUUUGCGCCAAUAUACAGGGAUUUUUACAAUAUUUUACUACAACAUGAGCACAGAUGCCCCUACUCAAGUAUUAUUUUUCUUGUGUCAAGAGAAGGGGUUCUUUUUCACAAACAUGUGCUCUGCUUUCUCUCUCUUUCUUCUCUGUCUCAAUCAGUACUGUAAAAAUGUAUAAUCACUUCAGCUUUAAAUCUUGUACAAUUGAAAUGGGUUUGUAAAACAAUGUACAAAUUGUAUUUGAUAGAAAGGCUUGUUUUACUUGGAUAUGUAAUAUAUGUGAAAUGAAUUAUAUCAUAGUCUAUUUUUGCCAUGGAAAUAAAUAUUUGAAGCGCUUCUA
This is a messenger RNA of Anolis carolinensis (green anole), 10864 nucleotides long. It is a transcript of the gene ptpn21, whose product is annotated as protein tyrosine phosphatase non-receptor type 21. The transcript is spliced from 20 exons. Gene Ontology annotation, biological process: protein dephosphorylation. Gene Ontology annotation, cellular component: cytoskeleton. Gene Ontology annotation, molecular function: protein tyrosine phosphatase activity. NCBI's taxonomy places the organism in Eukaryota, Metazoa, Chordata, Lepidosauria, Squamata, Anolidae. The coding region runs from base 686 to 4354 and encodes 1222 amino acids. The record is from RefSeq and is a predicted model, not a curated record.